Molecule: messenger RNA, 2631 nt
Organism: Electrophorus electricus (electric eel)
Lineage: Eukaryota; Metazoa; Chordata; Actinopteri; Gymnotiformes; Gymnotidae
Gene: zdhhc6
Product: zDHHC palmitoyltransferase 6
Molecular function (GO): palmitoyltransferase activity
Source: RefSeq, a predicted model, not a curated record
UAGUUUUUACUGAAGCUAGGUAGUUUACUGUGAUGUUGAAAUUGACAUUGCGUCUAAUGGCGAAUUUAGCCUUUCCGUUAUCCCACGGCACUUUUAGUUAUUCCCAUGCAUGUCCGAAAUCCAGAGGAGUGGUGUUCAUAUCAAACUGAGUGAAAGAAAAAGGAAGCAGAGAGGUGGGCGUAAUGGAAGCUAAGCGUUACCUUGCUUAAAAAUUAUUAGCUGUGUCGCGAAAGGCUAACUGUUAAUUAGAUUUAUAUGUUAAUUGCGCUUUCCGAGUUUUUCUGUGACGCACAUCACAGCAUUUACAAUUCCAGUUUUGAGCGACCGCAUACAUGUAACGUUAGCUAAACGCUAACGCUAGCUAACGGUUAUGUCAUGUGAGCAGUGCCCUGUUAGCGUUAGUUAGCCAGCCUGUAGCUGGACAAAUAGCCUGGGCGGAGUAUUGGCCUUUCUUAUACAGCAGGGUAUCCCUAGACUUGCGCUUAGUUCUGCACUUAUUGUAAAAUAGCUCAAUAAUAUGAUGGAGGUCUAGCACAAGCAGGCGGUCAGGAAGGAUGCCAGGCGCUAGUGUGCCCGGAGACUCAAAGACUCGGACGCCUGCCGCCACACAUGCAACAGUUAAUCGCUGGUUUCGGAGAAGGGCGAAAAUAUACCUGCUGUCCUCCCCGUGGUUAAUUCACUCCAUUAGAGGAAGGCAACAUAUGUAGCCGCUACAUUUUUCACUUCAAGGAACUUUAGAAAUUUGAAGGAACACACAAUGAACUUUCUGUCAGCUAUUAUAGUAUUUGAAAACCUCCAUGAGCUUAGGAGGCUGUGUCACUGGGGUCCAGUUGUUGCUCUCACUGUUAUUGCUGUGUGCUCCUCCAUGGCCAUAUUGGACUCCAUUAUCUGGUACUGGCCCUUGGACACCACAGGUGGCAGCAUUAACUUCAUUAUGCUCAUCAACUGGACCGUCCUAAUUCUCUAUAACUACUUUAAUGCUAUGUUUGUGGGGCCUGGAUAUAUUCCGUCGGCGUGGAAACCGGAAAAUCAACGAGAUGCUAUGUACUUACAGUUCUGUAGAGUGUGCCAUGGUUAUAAAGCCCCAAGGUCUCACCACUGCAGGAAGUGUAACAGGUGUGUGAUGAAAAUGGACCACCACUGCCCCUGGAUCAACAACUGCUGUGGGCAUCUGAAUCAUGCCUACUUCACUACCUUCCUCUUCCUCGCCCCACUGGGGUGCAUACACGCUGCUUUCAUCUUCAUCAUGACGAUGUACACCCAGCUGUAUGACCGGAUCUCUUUUGGUUGGAGCACGGUGAAGCUAGACAUGAGUGCUCCGCGACGCCUCCACUAUCCCAUAAUGCCGUUCGGAGUGGCGGCUUUUGCUGCCACUCUGUUUGCCUUGGGCCUGGCGUUGGGCACCACCAUUGCUGUGGGCAUGCUGUUUUUCAUUCAGCUAAAAGUGAUAAUGCGCAACAAAACCUCAAUUGAAGUAUGGAUUGAGGAAAAGGCCAAAGAUCGAAUCCAGUACUACCAAACUGGAGAGGAGUUCAUCUUCCCCUAUGACCUGUGUAGUCGGUGGGAGAACUUUAAGCAGGUGUUCACCUGGUCUGGUGUCCCAGCGGGCAAUGGCAUUGAAUGGCCUAUAAAUGAGAAGUGCCACCAGUAUACUCUAACUAUUGAGCAACUGAAGCAAAAGGCAGACAAGCGUGUGAGAAGUGUCCAGUACAGAGUUGUGGAGGACUAUAACGGGGCUUGCUGCCCAAUCAGGAUGGGCCUUAUCACAUUUUUCAGGAUGCCUUGUACAGAGGAACCGAGGAUCAAACUCACUAAAGGCGAGAUCAUUUUUGCCACAAGAGGAACCAAGUGGUGGAUGUAUGGGGACAAAGUUUUGGAUGAGGAACAGACAAAAGCUGGAGUUCGCAUUAGGGGCUGGUUUCCACGGCGAUGUGUGGAGAAGUGUCUCUAUGACUCAGCAAAUAACACAGCAGCAAGUGAAGAAAAGAAAGACAAGUAGCCCACUGGAGUUUAGUUUACCAUUCGCUUGCGUAGGGGAGAAAGACUAUAAUCAGGUUUUGCCAACUCGGCGCCUUCCUGUACUUCCUGUGCUUGUGUAUGCUUGUGAUGCCCAUACUGCAGGAAGGAGACAUGCAAAAUGUUGAGCGCUCCAGCUUCAGCCGAUGUCCGACUGAAGCCUGUCGAUCGUCCUAACCAGUGGCGGUCCUAACUUACACCACAGAAGGGCGAUGGAAAUAAGUGCUCAAACCAGCAAAUUCCACUUCCUCAAGGGAACUUCUGUACCUCUAUAACAUCUCCAAAUCUAAUCUGAUUAAUGAUGGAUGAUAAUGAGAAGGGGGUUGGUGUCCACCAAGAUGCUGACAUAAGACUUUUCUUUUUAGGAGAUGAGCAAUCAUUUUACUUGAAUCUUCGGUUUUCUUUCUCUCUCCUUUUGAUGUCUAUGCUGUUAUGCAAUGCCUUUGUCAGUUGUAACAAAGUCUUAGUCAUGCAAAUUCUCUGUGUUCUUUGUACAGAAAAAUACCUUAAUUUUAUUUUGGAUUAUUUUUGUAAAACUGAUGUCAGCCUCAAAAAGAUUUUAAAAAAGAACAAUAAACAAUUCUGCUCUGUACAAAAAACAUUCGUUUUCAUGUU